CCGACCAGUUAACUCUCGACUUUCGAACGUCGUGCACACUCGGGGACCCGCAGAAGGCGCGAACGCGACCACGUUAUCACAGUGCGAUAUCGACCGCGAUACGAGCCACGACUUCCAAGCAAGAGCCGCGAACCAACAAGACGUCGCCAUGGGCUACAAGAGGAACAUGCAGGUGCACUCCGUGAUCCGCGAGAGAUGCAAAGAACUCGUCCUCGACAACAGUCAGCUGGAAAAGUACAAAGAAAAUUUGCUAAAUGAUAUCAAAAAAGGUCUCGGAAAGAAGACCCAUCCGUCAUCCAUCGUGAAAUGUUUCAUCACGUACGUUCAAGACCUUCCAGAUGGAACAGAAGUCGGCAAAUUCCUCGCCUUGGACCUCGGCGGUACCAACUUCCGCGUCCUCCUCAUCGAACUCAACAAGAACCACUUCGAAAUGCGGUCGAAAAUCUUCGCCGUACCCCAACACAUCAUGCUGGGUUCGGGCGAACAGCUGUUCGACCACAUCGCCGACUGUCUGGCCCAGUUCAUGAAGGCCGAGAAGAUCAUGAACGAAGUGCUCCCGCUGGGAUUCACUUUCAGUUUUCCUUUGAUGCAGAAGGGUCUGACUAAGGGCCUUCUGGAGCGCUGGACCAAAGGGUUUAAUUGCUCGGGCGUCAUCGGCAACGACGUGGUUCAGCUACUCAAGGACGCCAUCGCCAGGAGAGGGGAUAUUAAGAUCGACGUAUGCGCUGUGCUUAAUGAUACAACGGGAACACUCAUGUCGUGUGCAUGGAAAAACCGCCAUUGCCGGAUUGGUUUGAUUAUCGGUACGGGAACCAACGCCUGCUACGUCGAGUCGCGAGAAAACGUGGAAAACAUGGAUGAACCCGACGCCGGCUCAGGCAAAGUCUUAAUCAACACCGAAUGGGGCGCUUUUGGGGACGACGGAUCCCUAGACUUCGUCAGAGUCGACUACGACAAAAUCAUCGACCAAAACUCAGUAAAUCCAGGCAAACAACUCCACGAGAAAAUGAUUUCUGGAAUGUACAUGGGGGAGCUCGUCCGACUAGCUCUGGAGGUUUUCUGCAAAGACGGUUUGUUGUUCGGGGGCAAAGGCUCCGAGGCUCUCUCCACCCGGGACCGGUUCUACACGAAGUACGUGUCUGAGAUCGAAACCGACGCCCCUGGGACGUUCACGAAUUGUAAAGAGAUUCUAGAAGAAUUAGGUCUUAAGCAUGCGACUGAGCAAGACUGCAUUAACGUGCGAUAUGUGUGUGAGUGCGUGUCGAGGAGAGCUGCACAUCUAGCGUCCGCUGGAAUCGCCACCCUUUUGAAUAAAAUCAACGAGCCGAGGGUUACCGUUGGGAUUGAUGGGUCGCUGUACAGGUACCACCCCCAUUUCCACAAUCUGAUGAUGGAGAAGAUAUCCGAGUUGAUCAACCCCGGAAUCGUGUUCGACUUGAUGUUGUCCGAGGACGGGAGCGGGCGUGGGGCGGCGUUAGUAGCUGCUGUGGCCUCUCGGAAGAGGUGAAGUUAGCUACUUUAGGUUAUUUUUGUACAUAUUUGUAGCCACGUCUUAUACUAGUUCUAAAUUUAGUGAGAGAACUAGUAUUAGAUCAUGUAUUAGCUCCUGUAAUCUGUUUUUGUUAAUUUUUAUCAAAAAUUAUUUAUUUGUUGUAUCUUGUUGGAAAGCCUUUUUUACUAAAUUUUACAUGUAAACUAAAUGUGCAAUUGUUUUAAUGGCUUGCCGUGUUGGUAGUGUAACUGGAAUCGUAUUUUUAUACAAAGCGAUUUACUUAUUAAAGAUUCGUAGUGAUUUGCUUUUAGAAACGACUGAAUAUAGAGCAAAGUUGAGAAUGGUACUUAAUACUUACGAACCUUUUUUAAGAUGGGUUUAGUUGUAACAGAUGAUGAAUAAAAGAUAUUGUGAGUAAA
Molecule: messenger RNA, 1911 nt
Organism: Zophobas morio
Lineage: Eukaryota; Metazoa; Arthropoda; Insecta; Coleoptera; Tenebrionidae
Product: hexokinase type 2-like
Exons: 7
Coding region: 149-1507 (452 amino acids)
Biological process (GO): glycolytic process; carbohydrate phosphorylation; glucose metabolic process
Cellular component (GO): cytosol; mitochondrion
Molecular function (GO): fructokinase activity; D-glucose binding; glucokinase activity
Source: RefSeq, a predicted model, not a curated record